Astrephomene gubernaculifera is the source of this 2317-nucleotide messenger RNA. NCBI's taxonomy places the organism in Eukaryota, Viridiplantae, Chlorophyta, Chlorophyceae, Chlamydomonadales, Astrephomenaceae. The record is from the annotation of a GenBank genome assembly.
GUACUUAUAACUGUUUCCUCAUACGUGAUUUUCUUCUCAUACAACAUCGUAGGAGGAUAAUUACCUGUAUAGGAGGACGCCCACAAGCUACUUGGUAAUUGUAUUCUACUCCAAGGUGCCUGCAAUUCAUUUGUUUAACUACUCAGAGGGGCAUUGGAUACUUCUAUAGCCACGCCUGGAGCAGCAUUUCCUACAGGCUGUGGGACAGAACUUGGUCGUCAUCGAACGCAAGCUUGGGCGGGACAAUACGCAAAGUUGGGGGAAUGUUUGAAGGGCAGUUAAACCAUCACAUUCCUGCUCUUCUCGUCCUGUGGCGGGCCGCGGCGAUGACACUGCACACAUCCGCUCGUCGCGCUGCGGACGGCGCCGUGUCACUGUCCUCAGCGGUGACCCGACGAGGGCCGAACGGCACCCAUGGCCACCAGGCCGAACCCCCACUCCUCAGGCCUCAUCGCGGCCGGCUUCUGGCCACACCGACCCUAGCGGAGGUCUCGCCUGCUUCUGGCCCAUCUCGACUAGCGGGGCGGCUUAGCGGUGGAGGGUUAGCAGACGGCAGCUGCGGUCAAACCCGCGCAUCGUCCUCCUGGGGGGCCCUGCGGAGUCGGCUGGCGCCCACGGCGGCAAGGCUGGCACUGCCCAUGGCAGCAGCGGGUGUGGCGGUGGCGGCAGGGGGUUACGACCAGCUACACAGCAGCAUCACCGCCGGCGGACCCACGGGUCACCACCAACCGCCCCUCUCCCUCGGCGCCUCCCACGUGAUCCAUGGCUCGGGCGCCGCGCCGCCACUCGCGCUGGCUGACAUGCGCGCUGCUCGGGAGGUGCUCGACGCGCGGGGUUUCGCCCACCCGGGCCUGCAGCCGGGGGCAGCAUGGGGCGCGCUGCCCACCACCGUCGGCAGCAGUAAGAAUGAGCUGCACGUCAUGUUCGAGUACGUGAUGCUGUUCCCCGCCUAGGAGAGAGAGAUAGAGCGCUUUAGGAGGAAGAGACCUGGGGCGCUUUGCAGGCCUGGGUGCGACUGUGGGGGAUCCUGUGGGGGAUCCUGGAGCUUGAGCUUGAGGAGGGCGGCAUCCUACUGCUUUUGAUGCUAUGCCUCCUCCUCCUGCCGUCCUGGACAAUCGUAAUCCCAGGCGAUAACAGUUGAUGGUGUACAUGUAUGGAGGUCUGUCGUGCGUAAGCCAUCGCUUGCGCACUUGGUGUUGUGAAAGAAGACAUAUGAUCAGGCUGUUAUGAUCUACUACAAAGUGUUGUACGGCAGGACAGCUAGAGCAAUUUGGUAUUAAUAACGUCGUACAACUUUGGUGGUCGAAAAGCCGAGUAGGUGUCGGUUGAGUCUGCGGGGUGCAAUGGUUGCUGCUGUGCGCUUCUUGUAGCUCGAUUAAUGGCUUUUGCCGACAAUGUCGCUUGAUAAUUCCCCGUUUAGCAUUAGCUUUGCUGUGAGUCGUUGAGGAUAUGCGGUACUUUAUUUGGAGCGGAUAUGCGAUAUGUAAAGAUGCGAGAAGCGGUGAUAACGAAAGGGGCCCCCGGGGUGGCAAGGGUUCUUCAUGCGCGCAUGUGCGUUUGCAUGGGCUCUGAUGGUGGGCCGGAGGGCACCCGAAGACACCGUGUUGGCAUCGUCUGUCUUGACCGGAGAUCCGGCUGCUGCUGGUACUGGUACUGCUGUGAUGGUGAGCAAAAGUAUGCAAAUGUUGUCUUGAUGCGGCUGGUGUGCGGGAUGGAUGCUAUGCAGGUGAGAUGAGAGCAACAUUUGCGGUUGCUGCCGUUGAUCUUGUAACGGUGCGCUUUGGUGCACUGCACUGAUGUUUUGUUUUGCUUUGUUGCUGAUCUGGGCAUUGGUCCCCUGUAAGGAAGGCAUGUGGGCAGACACAUGGUACGUUGCCGUAGGGUGCUGUCGUCUGUGGGGCGGAUUGCAUCCUCAUGCGUGCCUUGCUCUGCCUCUCUGUCCCGUCGUUUCAAAUUGUAGGGAUGUGUGGCGUUUUGGGGUGUUUGGCUUGAAGGGAGGUUCGCGCGUGCGGCGUGCGACUGUAUUGUGAUGAAGUACGUGUGCGUUAUGCUUGUGAGUGUGAGAGGAAAUGAGGGGGAGAAAAGGCAGAGAUUGCAAGCAGAGUGGAAUGAUAUUGUUGAGACUAGGUGAGCUGAUAGAUUUAGUAGCGGUAGGCUGGCUUAGGAUGAGCCGUCUGGCUCGGCUCGUGACUUCUGUUAAGCUGGAUGAGGGCAUGGGUGCAUGUGGUUUGCAGGGCCUCGUGCUCUGCACAGAUGCAUGAAACACAGCAGGACUAGCUGCUACUAGUGCGGUCAAGCAUGUAACACACUGAAACAG